This is a messenger RNA of Salvelinus sp. IW2-2015, 3628 nucleotides long. The record is from RefSeq and is a predicted model, not a curated record. NCBI's taxonomy places the organism in Eukaryota, Metazoa, Chordata, Actinopteri, Salmoniformes, Salmonidae.
UUGGUGUGUUCUGUAUCUGAGUAAACAAGUGAGUGUGUCCAUCUGUUAUGACUAGGUGUGCUAAACCUGACUAUACUGCACGAGGCAGUAUGAUUAUUGUCUGACCACCUCCCUCAGGCUGUGUGUUGAUUCCAGUUGUUCAUUAACAGGUGAGUUAGGAAAGCACACGUGAGUUGCCAAAUCUAAGAGGAACAAAGCAGGUGUGUAAAUCCACAUAUCUUUUUUUUUAAACAAAGCAGUCAAGAGAUUUCAUAGUCAUUACAUUUAAGAAACAUUGGGACAUUCUGGGAACUACAUUUUCAAACUGGAAAAAGUGUCUGGACUGAAUGGAACAUAUGAAAGGAAUAUAGCGUCAGAAUAUUGAGAUAUUUGGAAUACAGAAUCAAAAGGGGUGACAAGUAACAAGUUAGUUUUUACUUUUUGGAAUUAGUAGAACAUUUCUGGCAAUUGGAUUUUGCCAACCCACAGCUCAAAUGCCUUGUAAUUGAACAUCUCAACAGAAUUGACAAGAGAACAAGUCGUCGAGGCUGGAAAAUCCAGACUCACUUUGUGAAAAGUUGGAACAGUCCUCAGAAUGGCUUAUAGAGGUUUGUCACUGUGGGUCUGCUGGCUGGUGCUGAUCGUAGGACGAUGCGAGGCGACCUACCCACCCUGUCUGGAUGGGAUUAUGAUGAACGUGGUUCUGCUGGAUGACGACAUCUCUCCCUGGAGUAUGAAGUUUGUCCGUGGUGCUGUGGAGCGUGCGAUACAGCACAACGCUGAACUCACCUGCUGUCCAAAUGGAGUGAAGCGCAACCUGACUGCCAACUUUCGAGGGCUCGAGACUAGUUUGUACAGCAAGAAAGGCUGCCGAAGCAGCACCUGUGAGGUGGUGGAGACCGUGAAGAACCUAACUGUGAGUGACAGGGAGGUGGGCUGUGCUCUGCUGGGGCCCACCUGCACCUAUGCAACGUUUCAGAUGGUUGAUCUUGAGGUUGGUCUGGAACUCAAAAUGCCCAUCAUCUCAGCAGGCAGCUUUGCUCUGUCCUGUGACUACAAAGAAUACCUGACUCGCAUACUUCCCCCCGCACGCAAGAUCUCCACCUUCUUUACCAAGUUUUGGGACUUCAACAAUGAUAUCAAACCCAAGUGUGUCCACAGCCUCUCUACUAAGAAGCAGGAGAACACUGAGGACUGCUUCUGGUAUAUCAAUGCACUGGGUACAGCUUCAGCCCACUUUUCCUUACACAUCAAAAAAACAAACAUCAUAAGCAAAGCAGAGGACCUUAGAAAGGAAUUAAGCUCCAAAAAUAGGACAAGCAAUUUGUUCAUAGUGUGUGGGACACCAGAAGAUAUCGUGGACCUGAAGAAUGGAACUAUAGAGGCUGAUCCUAGUGUUGUCUUCAUCCUGAUCAAUCUUUACAAUGAUAAGUACUACACCAAUAAGUCCUCUAUCCCUGCUAUGAAGAACGUGUUGGUUCUCACCAUGCCCAACACUAGGAACUAUACUGUGGACACAGACCUGGGCAACAACGUGAUGAUGAAUGACUACAUGGCAGCGUACCAUGAUGCAGUGCUGAUGUUUGGUCAGGUGAUGAGGAAGCUCUGGAACAAGCCUGAGUCUGAGCUCAACCCCAUGGAGGUAGUCAACAUCAACCACUUCAGAAAUGUAUCCUUUGACGGUCUGAAGGCGCAUAAUAUCAUUGUCAUUGUCUUAGCUGUCACUGUGGUGGGGGUGGCUACCAUCGCUUUCAUCUUCUACAGGCGGAACAAGAGAGAGCGCCGGCUGAGGAAGAGAUGGUCACACAUGCACUCUGACCUCAUCACCCCGCUGGAGUACAACGAACGCAGCCUGGUCUCCCUCAAGAUUGACGAAGACCACAGGAAAAACACAAGUUAUAACAUCCACCAAGGACGCUAUGACAAAAAGAUUGUGAUCCUGAAGGAGCUGAAGCAUUCGGACUGGAACUUUAACGAGAGUCAGAGGAUAGAACUCAACUCGCUUCUGCAUAUUGACUACUACAACCUGACUAAGUUCUACGGCACAGUCAAGUAUGAUCAUGGUGUGUUUGGGGUGUUCGAGUACUGUGAGAGGGGAUCCCUAAGGUAUGUGCUGAAUGACAAGAUCUCGUACCCGGAGGAAACCUUCAUGGACUGGGAGUUUAAGAUCUCCGUCAUGUACGACAUCGCUAAGGGUAUGUCCUACCUCCACUCCAGUGACAUCCAGGUCCACGGCCGUCUCAAGUCCACUAACUGUGUGGUGGACAAUCGCAUGGUGGUCAAGAUCACUGAUUUUGGCUGCAACACCAUUCUAGACCCAGGCAGAGACCUGUGGACAGCUCCAGAGCACCUGCGUAGACAGGGGAUCUCCCAGAAGGGGGAUGUCUACAGCUUUGCCAUCAUCGCCCAGGAGAUAGUUCUCAGGAGGAGCACCUUUUACACCCAGGCCUGCGCCGACCGCGCAGAAAAAAUGGCCAGAGUGCAAUACCCCAGCGAAACCUAUUUCAGACCUGAUCUGAAUGUUGAGACUGCAGGGGAAAAAGAUUUGGAGAUGUACAUGCUGAUGAAGAUGUGCUGGGAUGAGGACCCAGAGCGAAGGCCUGACUUUAAGAAGAUAGAGAGCUCACUGGGGAAGAUCUUCAGUAACCUCGCACAACCAAGCUAAUGAGAGUUACACAUGGACAACCUGAUCCGUCGUCUACAGAUGUACUCCAGGAACCUGGAGCAUCUGGUGGAGGAGAGGACGGCGCUGUACAAGGCUGAGAGAGACAGGGCCGAACUGCUCAACUUUAUGCUGCUGCCUGGUCCUGUGGUGCGUUCUCUGAAGGAGACGGGCAUUGUUGAGCCGGAGCUGUUUGAGGAGGUGACGGUGUACUUCAGCGACACGUCGGGCUUCACCACCCUGUGCCAGUACAGCACCCCCAUGGAAGUGGUGAACAUGCUCAAUGACAUCUACAAGGGAUUCGACACGAUCCUCGACCACCACGACGUAACAAGGUGCAUGCGUACAUGGGUGGCGUGGGUUCCGCGGCGGAACGUAAACAGGCACCGCGGUGGACAUCUCACGCACAUGGCCUGGACAUUCCUGGCAUUUAUGGGGACCUUCCAGCUCAGACACCUGCCAGGGCUACCUGUGUGAUCCGCCAUUGGGAUGCACUCAGGCCCCUGUGCAGCAGGAGUGGUGGGGAUAAAGAUGCCCAGAUACUGCCUGUUUUGGAGACAACAGUCAACACCUGCCUCUAGCAUGGAAUCAACGGGAACAGCCUUGAGAAUCCACGUCAGUCAGCCCACCAUCGCAAUCCUACAGAGGACAGACUGCAAGUUUGAGUACGAGAAGAGAGGGGAGACUUUCCUCAAGUAUGGACAUGGCACAGAGUUGACCUACUGGUUGACGGGUGAACACAGGAGAGGACUACACCUGCACCCACCGACAGUGGAGAACUGCCAGCGUCUGCAGCAGGAUCUGGCCAAGAUGAUCCAGGAAUGUCUGGACAAACGUUCACUUGGGGUCAGAGGUCAUCGGAGAAGAGGAACUACCCUGUCCAUGAGGCAGAGGAGGGCGGGGAGGGACGACGGAGGGGAGCAGGCGGAAGAGGAGGAGGAGGAGGAUGACCAGCCGGCAAAGGAGUAUCAGGAAAGGGAACAGUAG